Molecule: messenger RNA, 1889 nt
Organism: Blastocystis hominis
Lineage: Eukaryota; Bigyra; Opalinata; Blastocystidae
Exons: 2
Coding region: 87-1889 (600 amino acids)
Source: RefSeq, a predicted model, not a curated record
GAAAAGCCAUUCAAAAAAGGUGAGGUGCCGUGUUUGCGGAGCAAUUAUAAAGGAGCGGCAUAAGGAAAAGCAUAUCGCAGAAUGUGAUGGAAGUGAAAAGAAAAAGAAGAAGUAUGCAGAAGAUCGAUGGAGAGAUGCCGAGGAGGAACAAAAACCAACAGAACAGCCUGUUGAAGAAGAAUCUAGCGCAAAGAAAGUGGAAAAGAAGGAUGAUGAACGAAAAGAUAAAGAGAAAGAAGAAAAGAAAGAAAAGAAGAAGGAGAAAGAAAAGAAGAAAGAGGAGGAGAAAGAGAAAAAGGAAAAGGAAAAGGAAAAGGAAAAGAAAGAAGAGAAAGAGAAAGAGGAGGAGAAAGAAAAGAAAGAGAAAAAGAAAGAGAAGAAGGAAAAGGAAAAGGAAAAGGAAAAGAAAGAGGAGGAGAAAGAGAAAGAAGACAAGAAAGAAAAGAAGGAAAAAAAGAAGGAGAAGGAGAAGGAGAAGGAGAAAGAAGAAAAGAAAGAAAAGGAAAAAGAAAAGAAAGAGGAAGAAGAAAAGGAAAAAGAAAAGAAAAGGAAGAGAGAAGAGCGUAAACGUAAAGAAGAAGAAGAAGAGCGCAAGCGUAAAGAGGAGGAAGAAGAACGUAAGCGUAAGGAAGAGGAAGAGAGAAAGAGAAAGGAAGAGGAAGAAGAGCGCAAACGUAAAGAAGAAGAAGAGCGCAAGAGAAAGGAAGAGGAAGAGCGCAAAUGUAAAGAAGAAGAAGAGCGCAAGAGAAAGGAAGAGGAAGAGAGAAAGCGUAAGGAGGAAGAAGAGCGAAAGCGUAAAGAGGAAGAGAGAAAGCGUAAAGAAGAGGAAGAGCGCAAACGUAAAGAAGAGGAAGAGCGCAAACGAAAGGAAGAGGAAGAACGUAAGAGAAAGGAAGAGGAAGAGAGAAAGCGUAAAGAGGAAGAAGAGCGUAAACGUAAAGAAGAGGAAGAGCGCAAACGAAAGGAGGAAGAAGAGCGCAAACGUAAAGAAGAGGAAGAGCGCAAGAGAAAGGAAGAGGAAGAGAGAAAGCGUAAGGAGGAAGAAGAGCGAAAGCGUAAAGAAGAGGAAGAGAGAAAGCGUAAAGAGGAAGAAGAGCGAAAGCGAAAGGAGGAAGAAGAGCGCAAGAGAAAGGAAGAAGAAGAGAGAAAGCGUAAGGAGGAAGAAGAGCGAAAGCGUAAAGAAGAGGAAGAGAGAAAGCGUAAAGAGGAAGAAGAGCGCAAGCGAAAGGAGGAAGAAGAGCGCAAGAGAAAGGAGGAAGAAGAGCGAAAGCGUAAGGAAGAGGAAGAGAGAAAGCGUAAGGAGGAAGAAGAGCGAAAGCGUAAAGAAGAGGAAGAGCGCAAGCGUAAAGAGGAAGAAGAGCGCAAGCGAAAGGAGGAAGAAGAGCGCAAGAGAAAGGAAGAGGAAGAACGUAAGAGAAAGGAAGAGGAAGAGAGAAAGCGUAAGGAGGAAGAAGAGCGAAAGCGUAAAGAGGAAGAGAGAAAGCGUAAAGAAGAGGAAGAGCGCAAACGUAAAGAAGAGGAAGAGCGCAAACGAAAGGAAGAGGAAGAACGUAAGAGAAAGGAAGAGGAAGAGAGAAAGCGUAAAGAGGAAGAAGAGCGUAAACGUAAAGAAGAGGAAGAGCGCAAACGAAAGGAGGAAGAAGAGCGCAAACGUAAAGAAGAGGAAGAGCGCAAGAGAAAGGAAGAGGAAGAGAGAAAGCGUAAGGAGGAAGAAGAGCGAAAGCGUAAAGAAGAGGAAGAGAGAAAGCGUAAAGAGGAAGAAGAGCGCAAACGAAAGGAAGAAGAAGAACGCAAGAGAAAGGAGGAAGAAGAACGUAAGCGUAAGGAAGAGGAAGAGCGCAAGCGUAAAGAAGAAGAAGAGAUUAUUUCGGCUAUUAAAGAACAAUUGA